UCACGCCAUCCCAUUUCUCACCGCCAUUGCAACUCUGCUUCAUCUCUCUACAUUUCUUCAUCUCUGCUUUUCAAAUCUCUUCAAAAGGAGUCAAGAUGCGUGAGAUAUUGCACAUUCAAGGUGGCCAGUGCGGAAACCAGAUUGGUGCUAAGUUUUGGGAAGUCGUUUGUGCCGAACAUGGAAUCGAUUCAACUGGAAGGUAUAGCGGUGAUUCAGAUCUACAGCUUGAGCGAGUAAAUGUCUACUAUAACGAAGCUAGCUGUGGACGUUUCGUUCCUCGAGCCGUGCUUAUGGACCUCGAGCCUGGAACUAUGGACAGUGUGCGAUCUGGUCCGUAUGGACAAAUCUUCCGUCCUGAUAACUUUGUAUUUGGACAGUCCGGUGCUGGAAAUAAUUGGGCGAAAGGUCACUACACUGAAGGCGCUGAGUUAAUUGAUUCUGUUCUUGAUGUUGUUCGGAAGGAAGCGGAAAACUGCGAUUGCCUCCAAGGUUUUCAAGUUUGUCAUUCGUUGGGAGGAGGAACUGGAUCAGGAAUGGGAACGCUGUUGAUAUCGAAGAUAAGGGAAGAGUAUCCGGAUAGGAUGAUGCUGACCUUUUCCGUUUUCCCUUCACCGAAGGUGUCUGAUACAGUGGUGGAGCCGUAUAACGCGACCUUGUCUGUUCAUCAGCUUGUCGAGAACGCUGACGAGUGUAUGGUUCUCGAUAACGAAGCUCUCUAUGAUAUUUGCUUCCGCACGCUCAAGCUCACUACUCCUAGCUUUGGAGAUUUGAACCACUUGAUCUCCGCUACAAUGAGCGGGGUCACAUGUUGCCUUAGAUUUCCCGGGCAGCUAAACUCGGAUCUACGCAAGUUAGCAGUUAAUCUCAUCCCAUUCCCAAGACUUCACUUCUUUAUGGUUGGCUUUGCGCCACUAACCUCACGUGGGUCCCAGCAAUAUCGGGCACUAACAGUCCCAGAACUGACCCAACAAAUGUGGGAUUCCAAGAACAUGAUGUGUGCAGCAGAUCCUCGCCAUGGCCGAUACCUAACCGCUUCAGCCAUGUUCAGAGGUAAAAUGAGCACGAAGGAGGUUGACGAACAGAUGAUGAAUGUGCAGAGCAAGAAUUCGUCGUACUUUGUUGAGUGGAUACCACACAAUGUGAAAUCUACUGUUUGCGAUAUACCACCAACUGGCUUGAAAAUGGCUUCGACCUUCAUUGGAAACUCGACGUCGAUUCAGGAAAUGUUUAGGAGGGUGAGCGAGCAGUUUACGGCUAUGUUUAGGAGGAAAGCUUUCUUGCAUUGGUACACGGGAGAAGGGAUGGACGAGAUGGAGUUUACAGAAGCUGAGAGUAAUAUGAAUGAUCUGGUUUCGGAGUAUCAGCAGUAUCAAGAUGCAACUGCUGAUGAGGAAGGGGAGUUUGAAGAAGAAGAGGCUUAUGAAGAAGAUUGAAGAGAAAAGAAAGUAAGUUUCAUUCUAGGGUUUGGUUUUUAAUUACUUUUGGGUAAUUUGUGGUGUUAUGUUUGGAAUAUACUAUUCCAUGGGGAUUGGAUUGGAUUUUGGUUUGCCUAACAAAAUAUGCAAUUUCUCUUCAUCAGAGAAACUGCAUUUUCUAUUACUACUAUAUUAUAUAUUAGUUGGUUGUUGUUUUUA
Impatiens glandulifera is the source of this 1634-nucleotide messenger RNA. Its product is annotated as tubulin beta-2 chain. Gene Ontology annotation, cellular component: cytoplasm; microtubule. Bases 96 to 1433 code for a protein of 445 amino acids. The record is from RefSeq and is a predicted model, not a curated record. NCBI's taxonomy places the organism in Eukaryota, Viridiplantae, Streptophyta, Magnoliopsida, Ericales, Balsaminaceae. Gene Ontology annotation, biological process: mitotic cell cycle; microtubule cytoskeleton organization. The transcript is spliced from 3 exons. Gene Ontology annotation, molecular function: GTP binding; GTPase activity; structural constituent of cytoskeleton.